ACAAGCUAAUGCGUAGUUUCGAGCACAACAUAGAUGGAAAGACUUAAUCUGCCAGUUGUCACAAAGAUGCUUGCAUUGAAAAAAUUAUCUCUAGUCGUAGAAAUUUUUAGAAAACAUUUCGGUUCGAAAUCGUUGUUCGAGCCGUGUGACGCUUCAACGUAUCGGAAAUUAUUAAGUUUAAUAUGACAUUUUGUUACAGUUGCAUUUGAGAGUGAUUAGUUACAGUUGCCUAUAUUUUGGUGGUGAAGCUGCAGCAAAAAAUGAAAACCCGCUUCUCUCUCGCAGCCGGUUUCCUGAUCUUAAUCAGUUCGAUCGAAAUUUGUCUGGCUUAUUACAGCCAUUUUAAGGUGUUCGGCACCGGCGAUACGUUGAUAACCACUACGUACUAUGGAGGUGGAACCCUGCUUGAAAAUGAGCGAUGGCUCAUAGAAUGCAACGAUGGAGAAGGAAUGGUCGGAAUAUACGAUACUACCCACCAGUUCGUCGGCAUUUCUCAGGUUUGGUGUUAUUUCCUGUUCCCCAAAAAGCCACCGAGUAAUGGAAUAUAUCCCUUCUACUCAGGCUGCAACGUCCGGAACUUCACUGCAUAUCAUGAAUUUUACUGUUAUGACAAAUUGUGGCCCGCUGAUACAACGGAUACUUUUGUGACCGGUUUGUAUUCUGCCGUCUCGUUGGAUCCGGUGGUUCCUAACCUAAUGAAAUGUUGUAAAACACCAAGUGGAUACCGGUUGGAUUAUAACCGCUGCCAGUGGAAAUAUACUCAUGACAAAGCAGGCGAACACUACGAUGGCUACUGGGUAACAAAGUGUGACACGAAUUUCGUUAUGACUGGGAUGGGAAAAGCAAUGAAUCCAUGGGAAGGCCAGGAGCACUUCACGUAUAUUCAGUGUUGUCCGGUAAUAAGCGUCGGAAGGAUGUUGGACAUUUCCCAAGAGCUUUGAUGGUUGUAUUCCGAUAAUGAGAAAUUCAUUCCGGCGUAGAAGCGGUCUGCACCAGAAAGCAUUAAUCAGCUCGCGAAAACAACGCCAGGGAUGUCAAAAACGAAAAGUGACAAAAGAAAUGGCGAAACUUGAUGUAAAUUUUUAUUACUUUGGUGCAACUUAUAUAUAUGCAACCUUGUACACGCUUCGUAUUAAAAUGUUAUGGGGUGUACAGAUGUACAGGAUACAAAUGUCUGUAUUUAGCGUUUGUAACGAUUUACUCGGUACAUAUUCCUGCAUCCUCUAUUCAGAGUCUAGACGCCGGGGUCUGCAUGUAUGCUUGACGUACUUAUUCGUGUUUACA
Paramacrobiotus metropolitanus is the source of this 1284-nucleotide messenger RNA. RefSeq lists its product as uncharacterized. The transcript is spliced from 9 exons. Lineage: Eukaryota; Metazoa; Tardigrada; Eutardigrada; Parachela; Macrobiotidae. The coding region runs from base 261 to 941 and encodes 226 amino acids. The record is from RefSeq and is a predicted model, not a curated record.